UCGUGGCUGUUUGUAGACCACACAAGUAUUUUCGCUCCUAUCAGUGUCACUGCUGUGUUUUACUGAUGAACUACAAGGCUUGAGCUUUAACCACCUUAAGCUGGACUAUUUAUGAGUGUCUCUGUCUCUGACUGGCCACUAUUUCAGCUGGUAAAACUUCUCUAGGGUAUAAACACUAAUGCUCCUGUAAGGAGAUUAUUGCCUGCAGGUCUUACAGGUUCAAUCCCUUUCUCCUCACUGUUUGAACUGCAGCCUGCUGUUAGCACACAUCUAUCAAAAGGCUUGUCCUCUACAAGACACAAAGAUGUGUGACCAGACAUUUUUGGCGAUCACGUUUGGUCCGUGUGAUAACUGCAGUCAGAACAAACCUCUGAUGAACAUCUAUCUAAAGAAUGAGCCCAUCAACUACUGCUCGCUCUGUGUGGAGCUGAUGGCCUGUCAGGGAUUGGCGCAGGGCGAGACCGUCAACACACUGAAAGCCGAAUCUGAGACUCUUAAAGCCAAACUGGAGGAGGAGAGAGCAAAACUACACGAUGUCGAGCUAAAUCAAGUGGCAGAGAAGAUAGAAGCUCUCGGUCAGUUUGUCAUGAAGACCAGGAGAACUUUGAAAGGACACGGGAAUAAAGUGCUGUGUAUGGACUGGUGUCGGGACAAGAGAAGAAUAGUCAGCUCCUCUCAGGAUGGAAAAGUCCUUGUGUGGGAUGCAUACACAACCAAUAAGGAGCAUGCAAUCACUAUGCCCUGCACCUGGGUGAUGGCUUGUGCUUAUUCCCCAUCUGGCUGUGCUGUGGCUUGUGGUGGUUUGGAUAAUAAAUGCUCGGUCUAUCCCCUCUCAUUGGAUAAAAAUGAGAAUUUGGCAGCUAAGAGGAAAUCUGUGGCCAUGCACACCAACUAUCUGUCUUCCUGCAGCUUUACUAACUCUGAUAUGCAGAUUCUGACAUCAAGUGGUGAUGGCACAUGUGCAUUAUGGGAUGUUGAGAGUGGACAGCUGCUGCAGAGUUUCCAUGGUCACACAGCAGAUGUUCUGUCAUUGGACCUCGCACCAUCUGAGACAGGAAACACUUUUGUGUCCGGGGGUUGUGAUAAGAAAGCUAAUGUGUGGGAUAUGCGCUCAGGUCAGAACGUUCAGUCCUUUGAGACCCAUGAGUCUGACAUCAACAGUGUAAAGUAUUACCCCAGUGGUGAUGCAUUUGCAUCUGGAUCUGAUGAUGCUACGUGUCGCCUGUAUGACUUGCGAGCUGACCGUGAGGUGGCCGUCUACUAUAAAGAGAGUAUCUUAUUUGGAGCCUCCAGUGUGGACUUUUCCCUCAGUGGCAGGUUGUUGUUUGCGGGGUAUAAUGACUAUACCAUUAACGUUUGGGAUGUUCUGAAAGGUACAAGAGUGGCGAUUCUGUUUGGCCAUGAAAACAGGGUCAGCACGGUGAGAGUUUCACCUGAUGGUACAGCGUUCUGCUCGGGAUCAUGGGAUAACACCCUACGGAUCUGGGCUUGAGGAGUUUCUCUGUACCAGUGUAUGACGGGAUAUUUCAACAUGGACUUGUUAUCGUACAGCACAGGGAAUGUAGAGAAACUGACCUGUAUUUUACUCAUCUUAGCACAAAUUUAUAAACGUAUUUUAUCCUACUUUUUGGCUUUGAAGCUGUCACUUUAUAAAACAAAAGUAACAAAUUUGAAAUGCUUGUUUAAGUAUUAAUUUGUACAUUAAAAACGUAUUAAAUUAUGAAUACUUUUAUUGGUAUAUUUUAUUAAUAUAUAAUUAUUUAAAGAGAUUUAUUUUUAGUCCCUAUAGGGAGAAUGUCUAGAUCACAUCAGUAUAUACUUAAAACACAUUAAAGAGUUUGGGUUACACUGGAAUGUAAAUGUAAAACCAUUAAACUUGCACAUUUAGAUCAAAUUUGUUAUGUAAAUCUGCAUUUAAUUAAUUCACGUGUGCAUGCUUGCUUGUUUCCAAUUUAUAUAUAUAGGCCUA
This is a messenger RNA of Paramisgurnus dabryanus, 1969 nucleotides long. The record is from RefSeq and is a predicted model, not a curated record. Lineage: Eukaryota; Metazoa; Chordata; Actinopteri; Cypriniformes; Cobitidae.